This is a messenger RNA of Hydractinia symbiolongicarpus, 1969 nucleotides long. RefSeq lists its product as uncharacterized. Gene Ontology annotation, biological process: transmembrane transport. Gene Ontology annotation, molecular function: transmembrane transporter activity. Lineage: Eukaryota; Metazoa; Cnidaria; Hydrozoa; Anthoathecata; Hydractiniidae. The record is from RefSeq and is a predicted model, not a curated record. The coding region runs from base 28 to 1275 and encodes 415 amino acids. The transcript is spliced from 14 exons.
UUGUCACUUUUUAUUUUCCAGAUAAAAAUGAGUUUAAAAAGUAUUUUAAACAAACUGAUCAAAUCCCGAGAUGUAACACCAUUACCAUGGACUGUUGUGGUUGUCUUAUUUUUUAUUAUGAUACUUGACAAAAUGAUAGUGACAAUGGUGUUUUCAUUCUUACCCAAAUUGGUCAAGUCUUUUGGAACAUUUGAGGCUGACACAGGGUAUUAUGUUGGCAUCAUUGCUUCUGCUAUGAGCAUUGGACAAACAUUUUUUAGCUUAUUCUGGGGAUACAUGGCUGAUGUGAAAGGGAAAAAACCAACCUUGAUUGUUUCAACUGUAGCGACUAUGCUUUCAACACUUGCAUUUGGUUUCACUUAUAAUUUUGAAUGGGCUGUUACUGCACGAUUUCUUCAAGGAGCUGCUACAGCUAUUAUUGUGAUUUCAAAAUCCAUCAUGGCAGAUCUUUGCGACAACUCGAAUAUGCCUCUUGCCAUGACAAUUUUAUCUUCCACUAGUGCAGUUGGCUUAAUUAUUGGACCAAGUGUAGCAGGUUUUGUGGUAUUUCCAUCGGAACAAUACCCUGAUGUUUUCUCUGAAGAUUCAAUUUUUGGAAGAUUUGGAAUCCUGCUUCCGAAUUUAAUUCUGGCAAUUGGUUUUGCUAUUGGUGUCAUUCUGAUCACACUGUUUCUUCCAAAGUGUUCAAAGUAUAAUGAUGAGAGGACGCCAUUAUUAAAUUCUUCUUCUUCCAAGAAAGAGAAUUUAAAUUCCCGUGCAAAUAAACAAUCAAUAGACGAACAGCAAAAGACAACCACACAGACAGCAACAAAGCCCGCUCAGAAAUGGAGUUGGCAGGAAUGGUUUGCGAAAAUUAAAACAUAUAAAUUAAUAAAACUCUUAUGCAUGAAAGAAUGCACCCAAGUCAGUUUCCUAAACACCCUUUAUGGAAUCGCUACAUUUGCAAACUACGAAUUGUUUCCCUUGUAUGCUGCCACUUCUGCUAAAUAUCAUGGGAUGAGUUUUUCUACUUCCGACAUUGGUUUACUGUUACUGAUAGUUUCUGCAUGUUUCCUUCCAACACAGCUGUUGCUCACAUCCAGAAUUAUAAGAUGUUAUGGUUCAAGAAAGGUUUUUAUUGGAGGUAACCUAUUGUUAGCGUUCGUCAGCCCUUGGACACCAAUUCUUGUUGAAAUCAUCUCAAACAGGUAUGUAGGUUAUUUUAUACUCCUAGUCGUUAGCCCGUGGAAAAAUCCACGGGUUCGCUCGUUGCAGCUAAGCUAUCAUUUUCCGUGACAGACAGACGGACGAACGGACAGACGUAUACGGGCAUUAUAAUAUAGAUACGUUUUUUUUUUGACAGAUCGUUUACUAGUCUAGUUCAUUUAUUGAUUUCAUUUAUACAAUACCCUUUUGAAGUUGCUGUCAUUAUUUUUCUAGAAGUGGUUGGUGGAUAGCUGUUGCGUUCGUUUUAUUUAUACAACACUUAUGCAUGUCAACCGGUUAUGUCACCCUUAAUAUUCUUAUCAAUAAUACAGUGACAGCAGAUCUUAUGGGAUCUGCAAAUGGCCUUGCAAUGAUCUUUUUAUCACUUGGAAGAAUUAUCGCACCAAUUGCCAUCGGUAGCAUAUAUUCUUGGUCUCUUACGAACAUCAAAGAUGUCUCAUCGAAUACUGAUCCUCUAGGAUUUCCAUUCAAUCAAUACUUUUCUUUUUUUAUUUUAUUGCUAUUAUUUACAUCGAACGCUAUCUUUGCUUCAACACUAUCACCGACAUUGGACAAUAAAAAGAUAAUCCAUUCUCAAGAAGACGAUGAACAAGGUUGCAGCACUUGUUGAUGUAUAAUCAUAAACUGGGCAUAUGCUUAUAUGGGCGUAUAACCAACCGACGUGAAGUUCCGUUAUAACCACUCAACUAAUCUAAAAAAUGAACCACAAAAUUGUUAUGCAUGAAUUACCCUGAAAUAUGUCGUCUUGUACUCUGUGGUCACU